Adineta steineri is the source of this 2214-nucleotide messenger RNA. The record is from the annotation of a GenBank genome assembly. Lineage: Eukaryota; Metazoa; Rotifera; Eurotatoria; Adinetida; Adinetidae.
AUGACAUGUGAUAGACGAUAUACUUUUUCUGCAUCAGCAAAUACAUAUACAGUUCCAGACAACCAUGGUCGAGCUCGACUAUUUUCUUCACCUGACAAACAAGAUCUUGAAACAAUCUAUGAGAAUGAAGCCAAUUCUACAGGUGGUGAUACAAAUAAAUCACAAUCAUCAAAUAAAACAAAUGCUGAUAUAGCAUCAAAACGAACACGUAUACAAGCCGUAUUUUUAUCACGUACUAAUACCAAUGAAAAAAGUCCGAAUACAGUUUUAACAAAUUCAGUUGGAGUAUUUUCUCACACAACAAAUAAUACAUCUGGUCCCGGUGGUGGUAGUGCUAAUAAUGAAAUAAAUGAUGGUUCUACACAACCGGAUGUUGUAGCAGCUCUUGCUCAACAUGCAAGUGCAGCAUUACCUGUUGCUUCAUUAGACUUACCAUCUGGGAAAUCUCAAUUAAUAACUACAAAUUCAACAACUUCAUCGUCAUCAACAAAACAAGCUCAUAGUCAACGUGCUCGUUCACAAUCGAAAACUGAUACACAAUCAGUAACUGAUAAAUCACUUUUCUCAAGAAUAUUUUCGAAGAAAUCUAAAAAGCCUUUGGGAUCAUUGAUAACAACAACAACAAAAUCAAUUGAUUUAGAUACAACAAAAACUCGACCAAAAACUUUUAAUAAAUCAUUACAAAUACGUACUCAACGAUCAAUAAUUAACGAACAAGAUGAAUAUGGUUAUAGUAAUGAUGAUCAACUACGUGAUUCAAAUGUAUCAACCGGUUCUUUGUCAGAUACUGAUCAAUUUGAUGAUGAAAUAAGUCCUAAUCGUAGUUAUAAUACAACUCGAGCUGGAAGUCGAACGAAUAGUGGUACUGGAAAAAAGUCAAAUGUUGGUGGAAAUUCUAUGUUAAUACCAACAUCAGAUUCACAAUAUUAUGCAUCAAUGUCAUCAGCACCGGCUGGUUUUUCAAUCUCUUAUCAUAAACGUAUGGGAAAAGGUAAUGAUGAUCUUCGAAUACAAGCCGCACUUAGUCGACUUCAACAACAACAACAAAAUAAAAAAGGAGUUGAUGGAGGUACAAAUCAACUGAUGUCCCUUUUUCAAGAUCCUAAAAGAAAUGCCACACAAAGUCCAACACCUAUGCCGGGUACAACACGAGUAAAAACAUUUUCUGGUCAAACAAUUAUUACUCGUAAUAGUUCAUCAUCAGAUCGACCAUCAGCAUAUGUUUUUCGUCCAUCAUCUAUUUCGCCUACUCAUGAUGCUGAUGAAACAUUUGUAAGUGAUGAAGAAAUUUAUACACAUUUUAUGAAAUGUCAUACAUGUUAUGAUAUAAUGCCAAAGAGUUCGAAACUCGUCGUAUUUGAUACUCAAUUAGGUGUAAAAAAAGCUUUUUUUGCACUUGUUUAUAAUGGUGUUCGUGCUGCACCAUUAUGGGAUACAAAACGACAAAAAUUUAUUGGAAUAUUAACUAUUACAGAUUUUAUUCUUAUGUUAGAACAAUAUUAUAAAGAACCACAUGCUAAAAUCGAUGAAUUAGAAGAACAUAUUAUUGAAACAUGGAGAGAUGUUUUACGAGAAUAUGAAAAACCAUUAUUAUCUAUUAGACCAAAUCAAAGUUUAUAUGAAGCUGUUAGUAUUCUAUUAGAUAAUCAUGUUCAUCGAUUACCUAUCAUUGAUCCGGCAACAAAUAAUGUUGUAUUUAUUUUAACACAUAAAAGAAUCUUAAGAUUUUUUUAUUUAUAUAUAUAUGAUUGGCCCCAACCCUCAUUUAUGUCUAAGACAUUAGAAGAAUUAAAUAUCGGAACUUAUGAUAAUUUACAUAUUAUUGAAGAAAAUUCAACAGUUAUUGAAGCUCUAAGUUAUUUUGUUAAACAUCGUGUAUCGGCAUUACCUGUUGUUGAUAAAAAUAAAAAAUUAGUCAAUAUUUAUUCGAAAUUUGAUAUUAUUGGUUUAGUACCAGAUAAAAGUUAUCGAAAUUUAAAUAUGACAAUAAAUGAAGCAUUAAUCUAUCGAAAAGAACGUUUUGAAGCUGUAGCUAAAUGUUAUAAACAUGAAUUAUUAUCAAUAUGUAUAGAACGUAUUAUUAGAGCUGAAGUACAUCGUUUAGUUAUUGUUGAUAAUGAUGAAUAUGUUAUUGGUAUACUUUCAUUGUCUGAUUUACUUGAUUUUCUUAUUUUACGUCCAACAAAAUCUAAAUCUACUGAAGAAGUAUCCUAA